UGCAGAUACAGACUCUAAAAUGUAGUGAAGUAAAAGUAAAAGGUAUUCAUCAUAAAAUUUACUUCAGUAAAGUAAAAGUACCUAUUUUUUUUACAAUACAUUCUGAUAUAGGUGACAAGAUGCCUGUUAGCAUGAUGUAAAACGUUUUUUUUUUUCUUUUUUUCCCCCCUUUUUUCCAGCAUUGGCAGAGACACCCUGGCUGAUAUAGUCAAACACUAUGAGGAGAAUUGGGCAAGACCACGUUUGAGGAAGAAGCACUCACUGCCACGUCCACCAGCCAGGUUCAUCAGCCCUGAGGAUAUCAACAGAGUUGUGGACUUCAUAAAAAACUAUGCAGAAGACAAUGCCAUCAUGCUGCCUGGCCGACAGCCUGGGCAUAAGGAUUGGCAUGUGAAGUUGCUGCCAACUCAUGUGUCCAAGGCCUCAGUGUGGCAUCUCUACAUGAAGUCUGCUAAGGAGCUUGGUGAGCGUGCAGUUUGUAAAACCAGCUUCAAAGCACUGUGGAACCGCCUUCUCCCACACAUCAAAAGUUGCCGGCUGCGCACAGAUCUCUGCUGGCAGUGCCAGAGCAAUAACGAGCAGCUGAUAUGAAGUGCAAACCUCCCAGAUGAUAGAAAGUCUAAAGCAGUAAAGAAGCAACAAGAUCAUCUUUCCCUUGUGCAGAAAGAGAGGGCUGUGUACAACGACAUGACUGCUGCCUGCAGAAAGAUUUGCUCUGGCUCUAACUUUUCUUUUGGACCGUCCCUACCAGCAAGCAAGAAGAUUAGGAUGCAUAACAGUUUUGAUUUUGCUCAGCAGGUAACAUUUCACACACAUUUACUUUACUUUAUUAAUGUCCCUUAAAGGGUGAUUAGGUGCAUGAGAAUAAGCAGCCUGAUAAUAGCGCAAAUGCAGAAUAGCAUCAAUAUAGUAAUUUUUAUCUUUAUUAGACAGUUAUGAAUAUACACAAAUUUCAUUUAAUCUAAUCCAAUUUCCCUCUCUCCCUCUGUCUCCUACAGUUACACUUUCCCUCAAACCCUCUCCAGCCAGGACCAAUGUACUUCCUGACCCCACAGAAAUGUGGCCUAUUUGGUGUUUCCUGUGAAGGGCUGCAUAAACAGGUGAAUUACCUGAUUGAUGAAGGCAUGUCAUCUACUAAGGGAAGCAAUGAAGUCAUCAGCUACAUGCAUCAUUUCUUCGGCAACUUUGGAGUUGGAGAAACAGAGGUGGAUCUUCAUUGUGACAACUACAGUGGGCAGAACAAGAACAACUUUCAUGCUCUGGUACCUUGCCUGGCAGGUUGGACACAAGCUUCACGAUAAAAUUGAAAUCAACUUCCUUAUUGCUGGCCACACCAAGUUUUCCCCUGACUGUGGCUUUGGACUCAUCAAGCAAGCCUACAUGAAGAGAAGAGUCAACACUUUGACAGACAUCGCUAAGGUUGUGGAAAACAGCUCUCCUGUGAGUCACCUCAAUAUCCCACAGCUUGUUGGAACGGCAGAGGGCAAAAUUUUAGUCCAGACCUUCGACUGGCAGCAGCAUCUGACUCACCACUUCCGUAGACUCCCACAGAUCAAGAGUUAUCAGCACUUCAGCUUUGACGCCAAGAGACCAGGUGUGGUGCUUGCAAAAACUCACCGUGAUGCACAACCUGUCGAAUAUCAGUUACUGCGCGACGGAGCAGAUCUGCCCCCUAUCGACGGUCUUCCUGUUCUGGGCCCACCUGGACUGAACAUUGACAGGCAGACCUAUCUGUAUGAAAAAAUCAGGCCAUUCUGUGCUGACGAGGCAAGAGACAUCACAUGCGCAGAGCCAAGGGUCAAAACACAGAAGAGACCACAGAAGAGGAUGCGAAUGUGAUAUCAUUGGACAUUGAAAGUGCUUGAAUUUAUUUUGUGCAAUAAGUUUUCUGGAAGAAAUUCCAUAUUAUUCUCUCCGGUCCGAUAAUGUGUUAUUUCGCCAACACUUCAUGGACUAUGCUUGAUUUAGUUAGUUACUUGCAUUUCCGCGUUAUGUUAAGUGUUUCCCGCGUGAGGUAAUUUUUUGUUGUAUGUUGCCAUGAUGUUCACGCCCGCACAAAACUACUACGGUACCUCAGCGUUUCACAGACACACUGUGAAAUGACUGGUUGCAUGAGCCUAAGCUCUUUUCAAUAAAAUCCAUGCAAAAGUUAAUAUCAGAUCAUUUUAGAAUACAGUAUAGGAUGUACCGAAUAUUCUU
Molecule: messenger RNA, 2199 nt
Organism: Cyprinus carpio (common carp)
Lineage: Eukaryota; Metazoa; Chordata; Actinopteri; Cypriniformes; Cyprinidae
Exons: 4
Coding region: 1117-1839 (240 amino acids)
Source: RefSeq, a predicted model, not a curated record